Messenger RNA from Gopherus evgoodei (Goodes thornscrub tortoise), 2541 nucleotides. Its product is annotated as scavenger receptor cysteine-rich type 1 protein M130-like. Lineage: Eukaryota; Metazoa; Chordata; Testudines; Testudinidae. The record is from RefSeq and is a predicted model, not a curated record. Bases 58 to 2424 code for a protein of 788 amino acids. Gene Ontology annotation, cellular component: membrane. The transcript has 9 exons.
AGAGUGUUUCGGUGCAGCCUGUGCAGUGUCAGGAGGGGACAGCAAGUUCGGCUGGCAAUGAAGGGACAUCUCUCCACUCAGCUGCUUUGGUUUCUCCUCUUUCUUCGGGACACCAUGGGUGCUGAUGAGCUGAGGCUGGUGAAUGGAAGCAGCCCCUGUGCCGGGAGAGUGGAGGUUAAACACCAGGAGCAGUGGGGGACAGUGUGUGAUGAUGGCUGGGGUAUGGCAGCUGCUGGGGUUGUCUGUAAGCAGUUGGGAUGUGGAGUUGCUCUCAGUGCCCAUUUGUAUGCUCAUUUUGGAGAAGGAUCUGGACAGAUAUGGCUGGAUAACACUGUCUGUCGUGGUAAUGAGUCUGCUGUCUGGGCAUGCGAACACAACAGUUGGGGUGAUCAUGACUGCGACCAUAGAGAGGAUGCUGGAGUGACCUGUUCAGGACGCCUUGAGCCCCAGCUGAUUGGAGGGAACACUGCCUGCUCAGGACGAGUUGAAAUAAGACAUGGAGACACAUGGACCACAGUCUGUGAUUCACACUUAGACCUCAAAGCUGCCAGUGUUAUCUGUAAAGAAUUAGACUGUGGAACAGUUGUAUCCACACCAGGAGGAGCGCACUUCAGCAAAGGAUAUGGGUCAAUCUGGUCUGAGAAGAUCCAUUGCAUGGGGAAUGAAACACGCCUUGUGUACUGUCCCAGAGCACUGCAUCCUAAUGAGACAUGUUCACACUCGAGUGAUGCCAGCAUUGUAUGCUCAGGGUACGGUGGGUACAGGCUGACAAAUGGCAGCACAAGGUGUUCGGGGAGAGUGGAGCUUCUCCACGGAGGCAUCUGGGGAACCCUCUGUGACUCCCAGUGGGAUUUGCAGGCUGCCCACACCCUCUGCCAGCAGUUUGACUGUGGAUUCGCCAUGUCGAUUCCAGCAGGGCAGCUCUUUGGCACAGGAGAUGGGUAUGUCUGGAACGGCACAUUUGGCUGUGAGAGAAACGAAUCCCGCCUGAGGGACUGUCCUGUUACUGCGCUAGGCACAACUGAGUGUCCCCCUGGGAGUGAAGCCAGUGUAGUGUGUUCAGGGUGCUCAGACGGCAGGUUAGUGAACGGCACCGAGUGCUCUGGGAGAGUAGAGAUCCGGCAUGGAGUCACAUGGGGAAGCCUCUGUGCCUCCCACUGGGAUUUGCAAGAUGCCAACUUCCUCUGCCAUCAGCUGAACUGUGGAUAUGCCAAGUCUAUCCAGGGAGGAGCUCAUUUCGGGGAAGGGAGUGGAACCGUAUGGAGCGACACUUUUCAUUGUGAAGGGACUGAAUCCUGCCUGUGGGAUUGUUCUCGCAUGGCCCUGGGCAACCCAGCCUGCUCCCCUAGAGACACGGCCAGGGUUAUUUGCUCAGGUCGUUCUGAGUCACUCAGGCUGUUGAAUGGAGAGAGCCAGUGUGAUGGCAGAGUCGAGAUUUCCCUCCAUGAUGUGUGGGACAGGGUGUUGGAUGAUCAGUGGGACAUGAACGAUGCCAGCGUGGUGUGCAGGCAGCUCCAGUGUGGAGUUGCUGAGAAAGCUUAUAACCCUCCUAAGUCUGAGCGAGGAACGGGCCCUGUGGGGCUGAGAAGGGUCCAGUGUGCAGGAAAUGAGACUCGUCUGACUCUCUGUGACAACUCCACAUCUGAGACAGCCCAGGCAGGAAUUGCUGAGGAUGUCGGUGUAAUUUGUUCAGGAAGCAGGCGGAUCAGACUGGUGAAUGGGACAGGUCGCUGUGCCGGGAGAGUGGAGAUUUAUUACAAUGGCAGCUGGGGGACAGUCUGUGAUGAUUCCUGGGAUCUGUCAGACUCGAAUGUAAUUUGCAAACAACUGGGAUGUGGACAUGCCAUCAAUGCAACUAUCUCCGCUCAUUAUGGGCAAGGAUCCGGGCAGAUCUGGCUGGAUGAUGUGAACUGCUCUGGGAAUGAAUCUGAUCUCUGGGCCUGUCCUUCCAGGGGCUGGGGCCAGCACAACUGCAGACACAAAGAGGAUGCAGGAGUUCUCUGCUCAGAAUUCACAGAUCUGAGGCUGGUGAGUGACAGUGACUGUGCUGGACGGCUGGAGGUUUUCUACAAUGGGACAUGGGGCAGUGUUUGCUCCAAUGGGAUGCCUGGAGUCACUGCAGCAAUUGUCUGCAAACAAUUGAACUGUGGAGACGGAGGGCAGAUAGCAAGAGACUUUGCAUAUGGAGAAGGUUUUGGUCCCACGUGGCUGGACCAUGUUGCAUGCAGUGAGCAGCACAGAUUCCUUUGGCAGUGCCCAUCAGGCAUGUGGAAACAGCAGUCCUGUGAUAACCGUGCAGAAGAGACCCAUAUUUCUUGCAGUGGAAUAAAACAAAAAACAUCUCAGACCUUCUUUGCUGAAUGCCCGAAUUCUACAAGCUGCACAGGUAUCUCUGCUUCUCACUGUCUCACUCUUGGUCCCUAAGGACUUUCCCAGCUGUCUCAAUAACAUUGAGGUUUCUGCAUUUCCAGACCAGGAGAAGUUACAUGUCGUGGGAGGAGAGGACAGAUGCUCGGGCAGAGUGGAGAUUUGGUACCGUGG